UCCUUGAUUCUUCCUUUUUGCACUUCCAUCGAGUAAGGAGAAUUUUGUUUGCAAGAAAUCAAUCACAUGCGCACAUGCAUGAGAGGAGCGUGUGGUCGUCGUCCUUAUAUUAAACAUCAUCUUCAACGUUAUAAUCCUCGCUACUACUACAACUACAACUACUACUACUACUACUAUAUUUUCAUAUUGUUUGAUAAUAUUCUACUCUCUUUCAUUUUUUACGCGCUUAUUAUGGCUUCUUCUUCCUCUUCGGCCGCCCCCACGGACCCUUCCACGGCGGUCCUUAUUCGAGUUGAUCAAUCGGGUCAGGGUAACUAUGAGAAGAUACAAGAUGCUAUUGAUGCUGUGCCUUCUAAUAAUUCGGAGUUCGUUUACAUUUGGGUUAAGCCUGGUACUUACAGGGAAAAGAUUGUUGUGCCAGCCGAUAAGCCUUACAUAACCCUUAGUGGUAAUCAAGCAAAUGACACCAUUAUAACAUGGAACGAUGGUGAUCACAUCUAUGAUAACCCUACUGUCUCUGUGCUAGCUUCUAAUUUUGUGGGGCGAUACCUUACAUUUGAGAAUACGUACGGAGCACGAGGAAAGGGAGUUGCGUUAAGAGUCGCAGGGGAUAAGGCUGCAUUCUACGGGUGUAGGAUGCUGUCGUACCAAGAUACUCUCCUGGAUGAUGUUGGAAGACAUUAUUACAAAAAUUGUUACAUUGAAGGAGCCACGGAUUUCAUAUUCGGCAAUGCUGCUUCUCUUUUUGAGAGAAGCCAUAUACAUUCGGUGAUCGAAGUCGGAAAAGGAGCCCUUACAGCCCAAAAGAGGGAGACACCAUGGGAAAAUACUGGUUUUAUCUUCUUAGGUUGCAAGAUCACAGGCAAAGGGGUUGGAACAGCAGACCUUGGAAGGCCAUGGGGAGCACAUUCAAGGGUGAUUUAUACACUAAGUUACUUGUCUAAUGUAGUUUCGCCCGAUGGAUGGAAUAAUUGGGGUGACUCCAAAAAAGAGAGUAAUGUGGUGUAUGGAGAAUACAAAUGCUAUGGGCCAGGGGCUAAUAGAGCAAAGAGGGUGACUUGGUCGAAAGGGCUCACAAAUGAGGAAGCUACGCCAUUCUUAAGCAAGGAUAUGAUUGGUGGAAGGGCCUGGCUAAGACCCGCACCAACCAAAUUUAAGAAAGGCUUUUCAGUCAACUCGCAUCUUUAAUUUCCAAAUUCACUAAAUACGUUAUACGUAGUACCUCUAAAGAUUUAAUUUUGUAUAUAUACGAUAUAAUUUAAUUUUUUAAUUAUUGAGUUAUAUUGUUUGUAUUUACUCCUUUUUUUUCUCUUUAUGUUUUUUUUUUUUUGGUAUUUUUAAAUGUUCUUUACAUUUCCUUUUA
Molecule: messenger RNA, 1363 nt
Organism: Spinacia oleracea (spinach)
Lineage: Eukaryota; Viridiplantae; Streptophyta; Magnoliopsida; Caryophyllales; Amaranthaceae
Product: putative pectinesterase 11
Exons: 5
Coding region: 67-1188 (373 amino acids)
Biological process (GO): pectin catabolic process; cell wall modification
Molecular function (GO): pectinesterase activity
Source: RefSeq, a predicted model, not a curated record